Messenger RNA from Dreissena polymorpha, 577 nucleotides. Its product is annotated as astakine-like. Bases 103 to 483 code for a protein of 126 amino acids. NCBI's taxonomy places the organism in Eukaryota, Metazoa, Mollusca, Bivalvia, Myida, Dreissenidae. The record is from RefSeq and is a predicted model, not a curated record. The transcript is spliced from 4 exons.
ACAAGUAAUAAAUCAUAACAUUUAACAGGAUGUGAAUGCACUAUGGGUGUAUAUAAAGAAGAAAUAAGUUACCGCUAAGCUCAUUCUUAACAUAAAACUGAAAUGAUUGUUACAACACUGUUGAUCGUGGUAGUUCUCUUUUCCGGUGCAUCAGCGAUCCUGGUGCCAGGAAGUGGAGCUCUGACCGGAUAUUGCAUCACGUCGGAACAUUGCAAGGCCAACGAAUGCUGUGUUAGCUUCGACCAACUGAGAGGCAGGAGGGAUGCGGGCUAUCUGUCCCCGGAACUAAAACAAAUCGUGAAGGGGAAAUGUGAGCCUCUGGGACGGCGGGGCGCCACCUGCUAUGUGACACCACUGGCACAAGAAACAGGUCGGUACUACAACGCAUGUCCAUGUUCUAAAGGCCUAUAUUGUAGAGAAACUACAAUCCCCCCUACCGUUCCUUUAGGGCCGCAGGGCAAAUGCACUGCCAACAAGGGGUGAUACAAGAGAUACGGGUUUUCGAAGCAAGGUACAUAACAAGUGCAAAGGAAUAUGAGAUGUCAUUGAAUGUGUUAAAUAAACAGAGGAUAUCAGA